CUCCAUCUCUUGCGCUGCUGCUGGCUGCGCAAUCCGUGCACCCGGACUCUGACGCCAGUUGGGGACCGGGACUCCAGCUGCAGGGACCCUGCCCCAGUGAGACCACAAGCAUGUCAUCGGAAAAGUCAGGCCUCCCGGACUCAGUCCCUCACACCUCGCCGCCACCCUACAAUGCCCCCCAGCCGCCGGCCGAACCCCCCGUCCCGCCCCCACAGGCAGCCCCCUCCUCGCACCACCACCACCACCACCACCACCACCACCAGUCCGGCACCGCCACCCUCCCGCGCCUAGGGGCUGGCGGCCUGGCUUCUUCAGGGGCCCCUGCUCAGCGCGGUCCCUCCUCCUCUGCCACUCUGCCACGGCCCCCACACCACGCCCCGCCCGGCCCGGCCUCCGGGGCCCCCCCACCCGGCUGCGCUACCUUGCCCCGCAUGCCACCCGACCCUUACCUGCAGGAGACUCGCUUCGAGGGCCCACCGCCCCCACCGCCGCCUGCCGCCGCCGCCCCGCCCCCGCCGGCACCCUCUCACACUGCCCAGGCCCCCGGCUUCGUGGUGCCUACGCACACCGGGACGGUAGGCACGCUGCCGCUGGGGGGCUAUGUGGCCCCCGGCUAUCCCCUGCAGCUGCAGCCUUGCACUGCCUAUGUGCCGGUCUACCCAGUGGGCGCGCCCUAUGCAGGCGGGCCCCCGGCGGGAACAGGAGUAACCUCUACGCUCCCGCCACCGCCCCAGGGUCCCGGGCUGGCCCUGCUGGAGCCGAGGCGCCCGCCACAUGACUACAUGCCCAUCGCAGUGCUGACCACCAUCUGCUGCUUCUGGCCUACAGGCAUCAUCGCCAUCUUCAAAGCAGUGCAGGUGCGCACAGCCUUGGCCCGCGGAGACAUGGUGUCGGCCGAGAUCGCUUCACGCGAAGCCCGGAAUUUCUCCUUCAUAUCCCUGGCGGUGGGCAUCGCAGCCAUGGUGCUCUGUACCAUCCUCACCGUAGUCAUCAUCAUAGCUGCGCAGCACCACGAGAACUACUGGGAUCCGUAAGGACGCACCCCGUCCGGCCCCACCCUGCGCCCCUCGACCUCCCAAGCACAUUCUGCAAUCAUGCCGCGGAUCCAAUGGGCGCCCUGCACACCCGCCCCUGGGGCAACCGGACUUCGAUAGGUCCUAAACUCGGACUCCACAGAGCCUCUCGCCUUUUGGGCACGCUCCGAAUCCAGUUCCUCAGGAACCCCGCCAAAGCCCACACCCCUAGGACGCCGCUUCCCUGGAUCUCAGCCAAAUGCCGGCCUCCCGUCGCUCCAGACCCCCAACUCCUCUAAAUGCAGCGCCCCCAGCGGAGCUCCCUGGGUGUUUGCUCCGCAGUUUGGAGACCGGUACCCCAAACUCCUCCUCCUCCGUAGGUCGGGCCCCGGCUCUGACAAUACCCCGCCUCCAGGGUUCAUUAGCUCCUCGCGGGUGAUUCAGUGCUGUGAUUGGGUUUGUGGCCGCAGGCGGAGUUCCCGGACAGACUCCUCCCCUUCCACUGGCGCAAGAUUCCAGCUCUGGGGUAGCCACGAUCCCAGGCUCACUCCCAGUUUGUUUUUUCCUUUUUCUCUAGUACAGUUCGCGCAUCUCCUUCCCCCAAAUCUCCGCUGAUUUUCCUGCUAAUUCCAGAACUCCUAAUUUUGUUUCGUUUUGUUUUGUUACGAGAUUUGGGAGGUUCCUAGUUUAGGAUCCUACUCCCUGGGAUGAAGAUUACGCCCCGGUUGUCUGUAAAUACUCCAUUCCACCUUUCCCAACCCCUGAGCAGCCAGGCAGAAGGGAUCCCAGGGUACGGACCUUGUAAUGUCCGGAGGGAGCCGGCCCGCUCCCCACUUCCCUAGGCAGUCCCCACUUUAUUCUGAUCUGUGUGUGAGCGUGUGUGUGUGAAUUUCUGAAAGACAAUAUUAAAGAGUCUAAAUCGAUUU
Molecule: messenger RNA, 1939 nt
Organism: Pteronotus mesoamericanus
Lineage: Eukaryota; Metazoa; Chordata; Mammalia; Chiroptera; Mormoopidae
Gene: PRRT1
Product: proline rich transmembrane protein 1
Exons: 4
Coding region: 111-1034 (307 amino acids)
Cellular component (GO): membrane
Source: RefSeq, a predicted model, not a curated record